AUGACCCUCGCAUCUCAACUUCUUCCAGCGACAGAAACCGUCUGUCAGUUUGGCUUACGCCCAGCCAAUUCUUUGCCCUCUAUACUUCUUCCAGUCUCGCGGGUUUGGGCAAAUCCUGCGCACCCGGUUGCAUUUGCCACCUACUCUCUCCGACACCGCCAGUACUCCUCCAUGGCCUCGGAGUCUUUGAAUCCAUCUCAAGAGGAAUCGCGUGAACAUAGAAGGCGCUCAUCGCCAAUGCAAGGUCAAGAGGGAACUCCGUACGCUGCUCGCGCAGCUGCUGGCGCGGCGGCGGCCAGCAACUCGUUCUUUCCGUUGGGGUAUCGCGAAGGUUUCAGUCAAUGGUGGGCUCGCUUACCUGCUGCUGCGGCUGAGCACAAGGUCCUAUCCUACCUGCCCUAUCUUCAUCACGAGCCCCCAACCCACCUUCAGACCGGUAGUACGGCGAGUUUCCCCAACGGUUCCACGCCAGAUAGUCUGCAGUCCGCAGACCACAAGCAGCAAGGACAGAUCUCCACCAACUCCCUGAACGACCCUUAUGGUCCCCGCCGAUGGAGCUCAAGCAUGGUGGAGCUGUCCGGAAAGGACCGGGCGCUCAACGAAUUCUCGGUAGAGCGAGUAGGCGAGGAAGCCGACCAACAUUUGGUGAUGCUUCAUGGCUACGGCGCCGGUCUAGGCUUCUUUUACAAGAACUUCGAGCCACUGAGUCGGCUGAGAGGAUGGCAGCUCCAUGCCUUGGAUAUGCUGGGCAUGGGCCGUAGUACACGGCCGCCAUUUAAGAUCAAAGCCAAAGAAAGAGAAGAGGCGAUCCGUGAAGCGGAGGCAUGGUUCGUUGAUGCGCUGGAGGAAUGGCGCAUCAAGCGCAAAAUUGAUCGGUUUACCUUGCUCGGUCACAGUCUCGGCGGCUACAUGGCAGUCGCUUACGCUCUGAAGUAUCCUGGCCACUUGAAUAAGCUCAUCCUAGCAUCCCCUGUGGGUAUCCCCGAGGACCCAUAUGCGAUGACGGCGGAUGUACCCGAGCCAUCGGAAUCCACACUUGCCAACGAGCUCACCCAGGACGAGCAGGAUAUCACCUCAUCCGCUGCAGUUCCAGGAUCUGCUUCAAAGACCGUUGACGGUAGCUUCAUCACCGGCCGCAACCCUGAGCCGGGUGAUGAACCUAACCGCCCACCACGCCGAAACAUGCCCAAGUGGUUCACUUACCUGUGGGACGCAAAUAUCUCUCCCUUCAGUUUGGUCCGAUGGACCGGUCCUCUUGGCCCGCGGAUCGUGUCUGGCUGGACCUCGCGCCGAUUUUCCCAUCUCCCAGCUGACGAAGCCAAGGCGCUUCACGACUACUCAUACUCGAUCUUCAGCCAACGCGGUAGUGGCGAGUAUGCCCUUGCAUACAUUCUUGCCCCAGGCGCCUUUGCCCGCAGCCCUCUCAUCCGCCGCAUCCACGGUGUUGGACGCCAGAUGAUUAGCGCUGAGAACAGCCCACUGCCCAACCCUACCGCGGCAGCUUCUUCUUGCUCUAUUUUCUCCAAGUCGUCAGCCAACUCUGCAGUUCCUGAAACUUCCCCAGCGGAAGACUCCACUUCAACUCCAUCUGAAGCACCAGCUCCCAGUCGUGAGAAUGGUCUUCCGGUCGUCUUCAUGUAUGGUGACCAUGAUUGGAUGGAUGUCACUGGUGGCCACGCUGCCGCUGUCCGCCUUGAAGAAGAGAAGCAGCGAGUCCUGGCAAGUGCCACACCAGAAGAACGACAGAAAGACCAGGGCUCGUCCAAGGUUGUCGUCAUCAGUCGAGCUGGACACCACCUCUACCUUGACGGAUGGAAAGAGUUUAACAAGGUCGUCCUGGCCGAGAUGGAAGAGGUUAGUCAACGGGAAAGAGCGGCGUGA
This is a messenger RNA of Penicillium subrubescens, 1881 nucleotides long. Its product is annotated as putative alpha/beta hydrolase. Gene Ontology annotation, cellular component: mitochondrial inner membrane. The transcript has 2 exons. The record is from RefSeq and is a predicted model, not a curated record. Lineage: Eukaryota; Fungi; Ascomycota; Eurotiomycetes; Eurotiales; Aspergillaceae. Gene Ontology annotation, biological process: cardiolipin acyl-chain remodeling. Gene Ontology annotation, molecular function: A2-type glycerophospholipase activity. The coding region runs from base 1 to 1881 and encodes 626 amino acids.